AUUUUGAAGCAAGUUUUAUUCGCCUGAUUGACAAAGUGACCAAUGGCUCUCGGAUUGAAAUAAACCAAACAGGAACUACCUUGUAUUAUCAGCCUGGUCUGCUGUACGGAGGUUCGUUGGAACAUGACUGCAGCCCCAGUCGUAGUAUUGGCUACUAUUUGGAAAGUCUGCUGUGCUUGGCACCUUUCAUGAAACAUCCACUGAGGAUUGUCCUGAGGGGAGUAACAAAUGAUCAAGUAGAUCCUUCGGUUGAUGUCCUUAAAGCAACAGCUCUACCCCUACUGAAGAAGUUUGGAAUUGAUGGUGAAGGUCUGGAAAUCAAGAUCAACCGGAGAGGAAUGCCUCCCAAAGGGGGUGGAGAGAUACUGUUUGCUUGCCCAGUGAGAAAGGUCUUGCAGCCUAUUCAGUUCACAGACCCUGGCAAAAUCAAGCGCAUCAGAGGAACUGCAUACUCUGUCCGAGUGUCACCACAGAUGUCAAACAGAAUGGUGGAAUCUGCAAGGAGCAUCCUGAAUAAAUUCCUCCCUGAUAUUUAUAUCUACACAGAUCAUAUGAAGGGGAUCAGCUCUGGAAAAUCACCAGGUUUUGGGAUGUGCCUUACUGCAGAAACUAUCAAUGGCACUAUCCUCAGUGCUGAGCUAACCUCAAACCCUCAGGGCCAGGGAACAGCUGUGCUUCCUGAGGAACUUGGUCAGAAUUGUGCUAAGCUGUUGCUUGAGGAGGUCUACAGGGGAGGCUGUGUAGAUUCAACAAAUCAGAGCCUUGCUCUGCUCCUGAUGACCCUUGGACAACGGGAUGUUUCCAAAGUCCUGUUAGGACCUCUGUCUCCAUACACGUAAGUUCAGUUUAAUUAA
Molecule: messenger RNA, 854 nt
Organism: Leptosomus discolor (cuckoo roller)
Lineage: Eukaryota; Metazoa; Chordata; Aves; Leptosomiformes; Leptosomidae
Source: RefSeq, a predicted model, not a curated record